Lycium ferocissimum is the source of this 2222-nucleotide messenger RNA. RefSeq names its product IQ domain-containing protein IQM1-like. Lineage: Eukaryota; Viridiplantae; Streptophyta; Magnoliopsida; Solanales; Solanaceae. The transcript is spliced from 8 exons. The record is from RefSeq and is a predicted model, not a curated record. Gene Ontology annotation, molecular function: protein binding. The coding region runs from base 461 to 1960 and encodes 499 amino acids.
UUUGUUUUUCGUCAAAACAAAAAGUAUAGUUUUAAAAUUUCCAUAACUUUGAAUUGAUCAACUAUUAGUUCAAACUUGAAACUCACGUAAGUUAUAAAAAUCAACUCACAAAUUCCAACUUUUUUCUUUUCCAUUUUUUCCAUUCACAUUUCAAGAAAAUUCUCAGUAAACUUAGAUAGCUGUCUGCUAUUUACUAUACAAUUUCCAUUCCACGUGCUACACCAAAGUUAGACGAACUCUUUGACUCAAUCUUUUUAAAUUCUUUUUUUCUGCAAAUCCACGCUUUAAGCUUUUUUUCAUUUUUAUAUAUAAGUACACAAAGGGGUAGUUAGUCAUAUUCAUAGACAUCUUUGUGGUGCAGUUGACAAAAAACAAACAAAGAAGUUGAGAUUUUUCUCUUUACAACUUUUAGAUAUUUGAGGUUAAAAGGCUUUUUAGUAUCUUGCUAAAAACUUGGGAGAUGACUGUGCGAUCGAAUAGUUUUAAAGGAACACAUGUGGAAACUAUAAUCCAAUCGAAUGAUGUCGAUAAGAUGACAAGGAAGAAUUCGAUAAUCUUAAGUAACUGUGAACCAAAAAAACUGAAGUUAGCGACAACUCUAUCAUUCAAAAAUUUGGUUCAAGACUUAAAUUUAUCAGAAUGGAAUGAACCAAAGAAAAGAGAAACAGCUUCAUUACCUGAGCCUGCGAUUCUGUUUUCUCCACGACCUGUUAGCGAGCUCAAUGCUGCUGCUGUUAAGCUUCAAAAAGUGUAUAAGAGUUAUAGGACAAGAAGAAAUCUUGCAGAUUGUGCUGUUGUAGUUGAAGAACUAUGGUGGAAGGCUUUGGAUUUUGCAGCUCUCAAAAGGAGUUCUGUUUCUUUCUUCAAUGUGGAGAAACCGGAAACUGCUGUAUCCCGGUGGGCUAGAGCGCGUACAAGAGCGGCCAAAGUUGGUAAAGGAUUGUCAAAAGAUGAAAAGGCUCAAAAACUUGCUCUGCAGCAUUGGCUAGAAGCUAUUGAUCCACGACACCGGUAUGGGCACAACUUACACUUCUACUAUGAUAUAUGGUUUGAAAGUGAAAGCUCUCAACCUUUCUUCUACUGGUUGGAUGUUGGAGACGGAAAAGAAAUAAAUCUCGAGAAGUGUCCAAGGACCAAUCUGCAACAUCAAUGCAUCAAAUAUCUUGGACCGAACGAACGCGAAUCAUAUGAAGUAGUUAUUCAGGACGGUAAACUCGUCUAUAAACAAAGCGGUGUCUUUGUUGAGACAGUAGAAGGUUCAAAGUGGAUUUUUGUUCUUAGCACAACAAGAACACUGUAUGUUGGAAAAAAGAAAAAAGGUGUGUUUCAACAUUCGAGUUUUCUAUCGGGUGGUGCCACCACUGCUGCUGGAAGACUCGUUGCUCAUGGUGGUAUUUUGAAGGCUAUUUGGCCAUACAGUGGCCACUAUCACCCUACAGAAGAGAAUUUCAGGGAAUUCAUCAGUUUCCUCGAGGAGCACAACGUAGAUCUUACAAAUGUUAAGAGAUGUUCUGUUGACGACGAUGAGCAUUCGUAUAGAGUUAACAAUGAGGGCUCGAAUCUUUCUGUUGCUAAAAAAUCACCAAAGAGAAGCACUUCUGAUGCAAAUGAUCAAACAGAGGAGAAAGGAGUCACAACUACCGAUGCUGAUCGCGAAGACAAGAAACAAGAAGAUACUGUCAAUAACAAGACACAAUCAUCCUUUAGCUUUGCUAAACGUUUGUCUCGUAAAUGGUCAACAGGACACGGACCUCGCAUUGGCUGUGUUAGGGAGUACCCAGCAGAACUACAAUUCCGAGCACUCGAACAAGUUAAAUUGUCACCACGGGUGGCUAAUGGAGGUUCCAACAUGUAUGGCCCGAUCCCCUCACCAAGGCCCAGCCCGAAGAUUCAUCUUUCUCCUAGGAUUGCAUAUAUGGGAAUACCUAGUCCAAGGACACCUAUUUCAGCAGCUAACUAAAGCAACAUUUCACAUUUGCACCAGCUGACUUUGGACUACAGACAGAAGAAGUAGAUGCAACAAACUAACUAGAAAUCUUUAUUUAUUCUUUCCUUCGUAUUUGAUUAAUUUUUACAAGAUGCAUGGCUUCAUUGAGCCUAAUCAUCGAUCUUUUUCAAAGUUUAGCCUCAUUUGUAAAUUGAAGGAUGGCUUUGAUUAACAUUUAUCAAAUUUUUUUUCAUAUUUUUUGCUCAAAUGAAUUGAAGUUGAGUUGAUAGCUUUC